Molecule: messenger RNA, 967 nt
Organism: Tarenaya hassleriana
Lineage: Eukaryota; Viridiplantae; Streptophyta; Magnoliopsida; Brassicales; Cleomaceae
Product: endo-1,3;1,4-beta-D-glucanase-like
Exons: 7
Coding region: 45-824 (259 amino acids)
Molecular function (GO): hydrolase activity
Source: RefSeq, a predicted model, not a curated record
AAAAAAAAAAAAAAAAAAAAAAGCUGAGAAGAACACACAAAAAAAUGAGACAGUUUUUGAGUUUGGUGCUCCUCUGUUUUGUUUUAUGUCCCCGGAGGACAAUUUCGAACCCUCAAUGCCUGGAGAACCCGCCGAAUCUGGAUCCGAAUUCCGGGUCGGGUCACGUGACCAAGAUUGGUGGUCUGAAAGCUUAUGUCUCCGGUUCUUCCCAUUCUAAGCGCGGCAUCAUCCUCGUUUCUGAUGUUUAUGGAUAUGAAGCUCCAAACCUCAGGAAAAUCGCCGACAAGGUUGCUGCUGCUGGAUUCUACGCGGUGGUUCCUGACUACUUCUUCGGAGAUCCGUACAAGAUCGAGUACAAGGAAAAACGUCCUGUUCCUGUCUGGAUCAAAGACCAUCCACCAGCAAAGGGGUUUAACGACUCAAAGCCAGUAAUCGAAGCCUUGAAGAGAAAAGGCAUUACCACAAUUGGAGCAACAGGGAUAUGUUGGGGCGCGAAAGUUGUGGUGGAACUGGCAAAAACCGAUCUUAUUCAAGCGGCAGUGUUUUUCCAUCCUUCUUACGUCACGGUUGAUGAUAUCAAGGAGGUGAAGGCUCCACUGGCCAUAUUCGGAGCUGAGUUCGACGGCGGCUCUCCGCCCGCCCUCCUGAAGCAAUUCGAACAAAUUCUUGCAGCCAAGUCCGAUGUGAAGAGCUGCGUGAAGAUAUUCCCGAACGUGAAGCACGGAUGGACCGUAAGGUACAACGUGACGGAUCCGGUAGCGGUGAAAGCGGCGGAAGAAGCUCACAACGAUAUGCUGCAAUGGUUUGCCACCCUGCUCCAAUGAGAAAUGGCUCCAAACCAUAAUAUACAAAAUCAACUGUCAUUUACCAUAUUAUGAAUAAAUAUGAAUGAUUUUUCUGAAUAUAUGAGACUUUUUUUUGUAAUACUUUCUGAUGAUUAUAUGUUCAAAAUCUGCAUUUUUCGAUU